AUGGCCGGCAUGCUGGAUUCCGACCGCGCACGCUCCCGACGAGAGCGAACAUUUGUGGGAGGCGCCUGUGCGGCAUGCGAAGAGCCAUUGGAGCAUACCUUGAGGGGGGAGAGGGUGUUACAGUUCUCCUGCGGACAUGUGGCCCACGAAGCUUGCUUCUAUGAGUUUAUUCGGGAGUCGGAUUCACAGUACUGCCCCAGCUGCGACGCUCCCUUGGGGCUGGAUUCUUUCCGAGGGGGGAGCAUAUUGGACCUGAGCAAGUUAAGCAACAUGGUCCGAGCGGUGGCCCAGAAGGAUGUCGCCUCGCCCCGGAGCUCCCAAAAUACACCAAUGCCCUGGGAUAGACAGGACGAUGCCUAUAGCGCCCGCGAAGUCGCCCCGCGAAACAGUCGCGAGAAUUCAAAUCGAGAUAGUCGAGAUAGUCAACGAUUGCGCAUUGAACGGUUGGCAAUCCCCCCCCAACAACCUCCGCCUCCACGUCCGCCUCCGCCUCCACCGUCUGCGAGCCACGCACGAACCGACAGUGGUGGCAAUGCCUCCUCGGCCGACUAUGCCCACGAGCAUGCCAGUCAACCGCCCCGAAAGCACGAUUAUGACUUGCAUGCCAUGGAGACGUCGGUGCCAGGGGCCCCGAUCAAAGACACGAAGCACUCUAUCCCGGCGCCCAUUGUUACUGUGCGUAGUGAAUAUCCGACGGUGACUCGGUCUCGGCAACAACAGAGUCUAACAUGUCUGGUGACGAUUGAAGUCCCCGAGGGCAAAUGGCAACCACUCCUCGAUGAGUUCCAGCACACCCCGCCGGUGCCGCCCUUGCCAUCCGAUUCGGGCAUUGGCAUUCCGGCCAGACAGAGACCAGAGCCUCCGCAAGAACCCAAUCCCUAUGAGCCUCCCGAGAUUCUCGACCAGAUUACCGAAGAGCUGCAGAUUCGCGUGGACAAUUGGCACGGGCUCGAAUUUCAGAGGUUUGGCAACCUUCGCCUGCAUGGCGUGAUUCGCGUGGGCAAGGACCGUCAUUCGUGGCAGGAGCUGGAGUGCUAUUUGUUUGGAGAGAUGCUCAUCUGCGUCAAGGAGAAGAAGAACGCGCCACCUGUCUUCACGGAUUCCGGUCGCAAGCUGACGAGGUGUACUCUGAAAGGCUCCAUCCUGAUCAGGAAACACUUGAGGCAUGUGCACGCUUCGCCAGACGAAAACAUCCUGACUCUGAAUUUGUCGGUGGCGGAACUGCCAACAUUCCACCUACUUUUCCAGGAGAGCGAGAAACUCCAGCUGUGGCAGCGCGCUCUCCGAGAUCUACACUCCACCGAGCCGUCUCCUCGCUAUAAUGCAGAUUACGAACAGGACUCGUCCGGCACCGACGAAGACGAGUACGGCCGGCAGCACAAUACAGUCCGCCGGGUCCCGUCCACUACGUCGUCCUAUGGCGGUCCGAAGUCGGCCACCACCGCAGCCACCGAGUACUCGAUCCACAAGCCGGCUCUUGAUAGGCGGGUGCCUCCUUCGUUACAUGUUCCCAUCGAUGUCGUCGUGGUGAUCCCGGUCUCAUCUUCGAUGCAGGGGUUGAAAAUCACGCUGCUGCGAGACACCCUCCGCUUUUUGGUCUCCAAUCUGGGAGAUCGCGACCGCAUGGGCCUCGUCACGUUUGGUUCAAGUGGCGGGGGAGUACCCGUGGUUGGCAUGACCACCAAAACCUGGUCUGGUUGGAACAAAGUGCUCAAUUCGAUCCGCCCCGUCGGACAAAAGAGUUUGCGCGCGGACGUAGUGGAGGGCGCCAAUGUGGCCAUGGACCUUCUGAUGCAGCGGAGAGCCGAAAAUCCCAUCUCGACCAUUCUUUUGAUCAGUGAUUCGUCCACCUCUGAGAGUGACAGCGUGGAUUUUGUCGUUCAGAGAGCCGAAGCUGCAAAGGUUGGGAUCUACUCUUUUGGCCUUGGACUGAGCCACAAACCGGAGACCAUGAUCGAGCUCUCCAGCCGCACCAAAGCAUCGUACCUCUAUAUGAAAGAUUGGAUGAUGCUACGAGAAUGCGCCGCCGGCGUGCUCGGGGCCCUUCAGUCAAUAUCCCACCAAAACGUCAAACUCAAACUCAAGUUGCCUGAAGGCUCUCCUGCGAAGUUUGUCAAGAUCAAUGGUGCCCUCCAGACCACCAAGAGAGCCAGCGGGCGGGACGCCGAAGCGACGCUGGGCGAUUUCCGAUUUGGCGACAAGCGAGACAUUCUGGUGCAACUGGCAAUUGACCCGGACACGACGACUCAAGAAGCGGCUCCUCAGGAUCCAUGGGAGUCGAUUGUGUCUGGACUCGAAGCUCUGGGCGGUUCUCUCGACAACGACGUUGAACGGGUGCAAAGCGUGGAGGAGGUACCUCUCCUUCAGGCUGACUUGUCUUUCGGUGAUGUCCUUCGCGAGGGAUCCAUCACACAACUGCCACGACCGUCUUUGCUGGCCAUCACCGUGCUCCCUGCAAGCCCCCGGUCCCGUCAGAGUGGUGGACCGCCCACCCCUCCCAUUUCUCCGCAUCCCCAUAUCGUCCAGCGACGGAUGGAGUUGUUGACUUCGGAUAUGUUGAGCCGGGCCCUCACGCUUGUCUCCCGCGGCCAACACGAGCGCGCACAUCACCUGUUAAACGAGACCAGGACCAUCCUCAAGGGUCUGGGCAAAGGCGGUCUGCCACCUCUGCCCCCUGACGCGACGAACCAGGCGGUCAAUAAACGUCACACUCCCCCGGCCAAGUCGGGGAGUCCGCGAGCUGGAUCACCCGAGCAUACGCGAGAUCGAAGUCCUCAUUCCAAUGCAAGUACCCCGAUUGCGCGUACGGCUGGGGUCGAUCACAGUGUCAUGAACGCGCUUGACGCCGAUAUUGAAGCGAGCUUGGAGUGGAUCAACCACCCAGCUGUGUUCUCGCGGGAUGCCCGCAAAGCCGUCCUGCAGGCGAUUGGAGUCAUCUCUUCUCAACGAGGUUACACGUUCCGCACGGCUUCCGAGUCCAUCUGGGCUGAGCGAAUCCCGGGAGUCAAGCGGCUGACGGAGCGAUCGAGAGAAUGGAGGGAAGCGGGCGACGAUGCUCUGACCGAAGAGUAA
Messenger RNA from Capronia epimyces CBS 606.96, 3072 nucleotides. RefSeq lists its product as uncharacterized. The coding region runs from base 1 to 3072 and encodes 1023 amino acids. The transcript is spliced from 3 exons. Lineage: Eukaryota; Fungi; Ascomycota; Eurotiomycetes; Chaetothyriales; Herpotrichiellaceae. The record is from RefSeq and is a predicted model, not a curated record.